Molecule: messenger RNA, 770 nt
Organism: Biomphalaria glabrata
Lineage: Eukaryota; Metazoa; Mollusca; Gastropoda; Planorbidae
Product: cAMP-dependent protein kinase catalytic subunit-like
Exons: 3
Coding region: 161-655 (164 amino acids)
Source: RefSeq, a predicted model, not a curated record
UCACCCCAUGCACGUACUAGAUCUGUGAUACACCCAGAUUUGAUGCGAGUAGAUAAAUACAAGGACUUUGGGUUUCUAUGGCAUACACAAGGUCCUUUCAGAGUCUUGUAAUAGUCUGGCAAAUACUGGGACUUACUGAACAUUUUACUAGAGUUUCAAAAUGACACAAUUGAUGCAAAUAUUUGGCCUGGUGAUGCUCGUCACGUUGUUCUGUUGUGCUACAGCAGAAGAGGAAGAAGGGGCCACACAAGAACAGCAACAAGCAGACAAAGAACAAUGGGCGAAACUAUUUCAGAUUCUUGAAAACCAACAGAAAGCUCAACAAACCACACAGCGACCACAACAGCAACCCAACAAACAACAGAAGCCCCCGCAGAAGUUUCCCCAGUCUAAGCCACAACCACAGCGACCACAGCAAGAGUGGCAGUGGCUGCAGCAGCAGCAGCAGAAUCAGUGGGCACAAAAAAAGCAACAGUGGCUCCAGUUUCUGAACCAGUGGUCCAGAGCUCAACUGCUGAGCUAUCUCCAGCAAUACUGGCAGUCUCAGGCGCGACCCAGUCCCCAAAAACCAGCAGUACAGAGGCAGGCACAGGCUCCAUCCAAAGCUUCAGAACAGGACUUGCUACUUGGCCUUUUGAAUCUUGAAAAUGCUUAAAUCAAUUUUAUAAAUCUCUCACUCUGGAUCUACAUUGCAGAUCUGCUCAAGUUUAUUUAUAAUGUGAUGUAUAAAUAUUUAUGACAAUCAUGAGAUUAAUUAAAUUAUAUAGUUU